AAUCAACUGCAAAGCCAUGAAGUUGAUAAUUCACAAGCUCAUCAGCAUUUUACUUCCUCCAUUAGCCAUCCUUCUGCUCCUAUUUCUGUUUCCCCCAUAUCUCAUUUUCAAGUAUAUUAGCCAUAAAAUAAGAUCGUUCUGCAGAGAAGAUGUAGCAGGAAAAGUAGUUCUCAUCACUGGCGCAUCUUCAGGCAUUGGUGAGCAUCUUGCAUACGAGUAUGCCAGAAGAGGAGCUCGUUUGGCCCUUGUGGCCAGGAGAGAAGAUCGUCUGUGCGAAGUUGCCGAUAAAUCCCUUGAGCUAGGUUCACCAGAUGUUAUAGUGAUCCCUGCAGAUGUUUCAAACAUGGAACACUGUAAACGGUUUAUUGACAAAGCUGUGAACUACUUUGGUCGAUUGGAUCACCUAGUGAACAAUGCCGCCAUUGUUAAACUUGGCAUGUUUGAAGAUGUAACCCACGUUUCUGAAUUUGCUCCCACCAUGAACACAAAUUUCUGGGGUUCUGCAUAUGGAACCCAUUUUGCAGUUCCACACCUAAGAAAAAGCAAAGGGAAAAUCAUUGUGAUUGCUUCAGUUGCUGGAUGGAUGCCUUUGCCAAAAAUAAGCUUCUACAAUGCAGGCAAGGCAGCACUAGUCAGCUUUUAUGAGACGUUGAGGGUGGAAUUUGGGUCAGACAUUGGAAUAACAAUUGUCACCCCGGGCUUAAUUGAGACCGAUAUGGUCCAAGGAGAAGAAUUUACAUCAGAGAUACAAGUGGGUUUCAUCCCGAGUGAAUCAGCUGAAGCGUGUGCAAAGGCAAUUGUGGCAAGCGCUUGCCGUGGAGAUAGGUACUUGACAGAGCCAUCUUGGUAUAGGCUGACAUUGUUAUUGAAGAUACUUUGCCCUGAGUUACUGGACUCGAUUUGUCGUUUAACAUUGUUUGGCAGACGUCGGUCUUCAAAGAAAACAUCUUAGAUGUCUUUAUGUUUGACAAAAUUUGAUUCCAUCCAUGGAAGCACCUGGCAUUAGAACUAUGGUGUUAGUCCUGAUCUUAAGUAACUUGUUGCAGACAAAUGGACUUAGAGUUGUUAAAGAUUGGUGAAGACAAAUGUUAAAGUCUGGUUUUUCUUUUUUAACAGAUAUACACUUUAAUGAAGAACUAAGCUAAAAGAGCCCCUUUCCAGAAAAAAACUCUCUCCCUCACUGAUAUUUUCUUUGUUGUUUCUGGUUUUCUUGGAGAAGUUGCAGAUCACCAUUGAAACCAAUAGUUUUGCUUCAAAUUUUAUUUCUUUAGCAGUGUUUUCUUUUCAAGCAUAGCUAUUAUAAGAUCCUUGAACGUGUUGCAUCUUCUAGUUUUCUAUUACAUAUACACUUACCAUGAAUUGGUUUCCCUUACCUUUUAGUGACAGAGGAUUAAUGAUGAUACAAAAUUAUCGAUGAUUUCAACAAUACAAGUGAUCCUAUUAAGAGAUGUUCAUCAGGUCUGACUAGAAAAGUUGAAUUUUUACUGUGAUUCUUGGAUUCACAAUAUUAAUUCUCGAAAGCUUCAUAUUUGGAAGGAACCUUUUGCAUGAACAUUUAAGACCACACCUUACAAGGCUAUAAUCGGUGAGAUCGUACACUAGGGUUAGGACAAGGCAGUCAACGCAGAAGCUAACGUACGGCGCCAGCUGCCACUUGGAAAGCUCGUCCUUGCGGACCAUGUCUAAACCCCAAGUCAAGUAAUUAUCCAAUUUAAUUAUUAUGUAUUGGUACGUGUUGAAUUCCCUACAUGCAGCACUGCUACGUUGCAAACGGCUAGGGCCUUCAGAUUCAGAGCUAUGAAAAUUUAGUUCCACCCUCUUUAACACUAGCUCUAGUGUCUAUGUUUAAUUCCUUCUCAACGAUAUUUCAGAGAAGCUAUGGAUUUGAUCGAUAAGUUCAUGAAUGGAAUCGUUGCUACUAUAACCUUAUCGCACUCUUCUUCUUUCUUCAUCAUUAUCGGUUUUUCAAGUUCCUUAUCUCCACUGCAAGAACCUUGUUCAAGGAAAAUGUGACUGGAAAAGUGAUACUCAUCACUGGAGCAUCCUCUGGCAUUGGCGAGGUUUGAGUUGAACAAACCAUGGCCAUACGAUUUCUUUAUAAAAUAAUACUACCUUCUUUUUUUUUUUAUGAUUCUGAUUUUCUGGUUUUGAUUUUGAAGAAUCUUGCAUAUGAGUAUGCUAGGAGAGGAGCUCGCUUAGCCCUUUUUGCCAGGAGAGAGCAGCGUCUCCAAGAAGUGGGUGCCAUUUGUGAGAUCAUUGGCUCCCCUGAAGCUGUUUACAUUGUUGGAGAUAUCUCCAAGAUUGAAGAUUGUUAACGGUUUGUUGAUGCCACUGUAAACCACUUUGGGCAUUGUAAGCAUAGAACGAGAAGAUUUUAUAUAAAUAU
Durio zibethinus is the source of this 2386-nucleotide messenger RNA. Its product is annotated as 11-beta-hydroxysteroid dehydrogenase A-like. The record is from RefSeq and is a predicted model, not a curated record. Lineage: Eukaryota; Viridiplantae; Streptophyta; Magnoliopsida; Malvales; Malvaceae. Gene Ontology annotation, molecular function: oxidoreductase activity. Gene Ontology annotation, cellular component: cytosol.